AUGAGAAAUUUUUUAGUACGAAUUUCAGGGGGAAAUGAAAAGGUAUGUAAUAAAAUUGCAAAAAUAUUUUCUGAUCAUUUUUUAGAACAAAAUAAUGUGGAUUUAGAUAAUAAAAAGGAUAAAUAUAUAUUAACAGAAAAAUAUGUAGAAACUUUUUUAAUUCCACAUUUAUACAAACAAAACAGUCACAAUGAUUUAUAUUCAGUAAAUUGUGAAUUAGAUAUGCCAACUGGAAGUUUAUCAUCAAAUAAAAUAAAUAUACACUUAUAUGGAUCUCAAAUAUAUUUUGAAAAUAUAGAAAACACUUCAUAUCAACAAGUUGAAAAUAAAAAUGAUAAUGAUAACAACACUUCUUCAAUUAAAGCAUAUAAAAUAAAGAAUAAAAAUAUAUUGCUGAUACAUGGUUUCUUUAAUUAUAGAAAUAAUGGACAAAAUGAUAAAUUCGAGAUAAAUAAAAAUAAGGACAACUGUGUAAAGGGUUUAUAUAAUUAUAUUAAAAAUAGCGGUAACAUAAAAACUAAUCUUAAAGAUUGUUUGAAAAAUAUCGAAGGAAGUUUUGUUUUAAUUUAUAUUGAAUAUGAAAAAGAUAAACAAAUAAACAUGUAUUUUUUUAAUGAUCAGUUUGGUAUGAAAUCAUUUAUAUAUUUUUAUGAACAAACAAGUUUAAUAUUAACAAAUAUGUAUAAUCCUUUUAUUCAUUAUAAUUUUAACUAUAUUAAUAUAAACAAAAAUGAAUAUAUAUUUAACGAUAACUCUAUAAAUAAAUAUGUGAAUUUAUUCGAAAAUAGUAACCAUUUAAUAUAUGAUAAGGAAAAAUGUUUAAAUUUUGAUCAAAAAUAUGAUAAAGGUAAUAUUCCAAUAAAUGAUAAAAUAGGGAUUAAUAUAACACCAUAUAAUAUAUAUAAAAUAUAUUUUCGUAAAAAUUGUGAAGUUUUAUUUGAAAAGAUCAAAAAAGACAAUUGCAUAUACACAGAAGAGUAUCAAUGGGAUGACAAACAAAUACCAUUAAAAGAUAGUUUUGAAAAUAUAAUAAAUUUUUUUAAAAAAAAUAUAUUUCUUUUUUCCAACACAAAUCAUGAAUUAGAAAUAUCCCAAUUAAAUAUUAUUAUUGAAAUGUUAUGUAACCAAAUAAAAGACAAUCCAAAAAAUCAAGAAUUUUUUCAACAUAUAUUAUCAGAAAUAAAAUUAAAUAACAUUUUUGUUAACUUAUAUUUAAAGUUGUUAAAUUCUGUUAUUAAAAGAAAAAUACAAAUUUUUUUAAACUCGAAUAAUUCUCAAAAAAAACAAAAUGACAUCAAUUCAUGCACAUAUAAAAAUAAUACACAAUCCUCUUUUUCAAAUAAAUCAAUUGCAAUCUUAUUUUCAGGAAGUGUCGAUUCUAUGUUAUUAUCUAUAAUUACUAUACAUAAUUUUUUUAGUAUAUAUAAAAAUGGAUAUAUAGAAUUAAUUAAUAUAUGUUUUGAUGAAAAUGCUAUAGAUAGAUAUACAUGUUUAAUUUCUUAUGAGCAUAUAAAUAAAAUGUUUCCAGAAUAUGAUAUUAGAUUAUUAUUAAUAGAUGUACAACCUCAAGAUCUUAUUAAAUAUGAAAAAAUUAUUUAUUUUAUUAUGGCUCCAAAUAAUUCUAUAAUGGAUUAUAAUAUAUCUUCUGCAUUAUUUUUUUCAAAUAUAAAAAAUGGAUAUAUUUUUUCUCCUAAUUUUUUUAGUACUCUUGAUUGGAAAUGUAUAAAAAAAAAAGUUUUGCCUUUUCUUAAUAUAAAUAUGGAAAAAGAGGAUUUAAAAAAAUUAAAAACACAAAAAGAAAAUGGUUACACAAUUAAUUUAAAUAAAGAAAUGAAAGAAAAUAAAUCAAAUAAUAAAUGUAGUAUAUGUGAAUUUAAAAUGAACUUUAAUUGUGUUCAUAAAUCAUGUUCAUUAUGUUGUAGAAAAUUAAGAUAUAUAUAUUAUAAAGAAUAUUUUUUAAAAAAAAAUAUAAAUAAUGAAGAAAUUAACAGAAAUUAUAUUAUACACUAUAUUGAAAAUUCGACAUUUCAAACAAAAAAUAUUUCUUCAAUUAAUAAUAAUAUUCAAAAUCAAAAUGACAAAAACAAAUACACUGGUAUGUAUCAAAUCCAUGUGGAUCCUAAAACAGGAAAAGAUAUUAUUUAUUUGUUUGUAAAAAAAAAAAAAGUAUUAAUAAAUUUUGAUAUAUAUUAUAACUGCAUUGUGCAUAAAGAAAGAUUAUAUAACUAUCAAGAAAUAGACAAUUUAUUUAUUAAUUUUAAUAAAGAAUUGAGAAAAAUGAACAAAACAAAGGAAAACAGUUUGAUAAAUGUGCAUGAAAAUGAUAAUACAAAAAUUGAACAAAAUAAUCCAGAUCUUUGUCUAAACAACGAUUUUGUAAAUAAUUUUAUACAGAUCGAAAAAGCAAAUUUAAAUUCAAACAAUAAAAAUAGUGAAGAACAAAUAAGAAAUUUAUUAUGUAAAAAAACAAAAACCGAAAAAAAUAAAAAUAAUAAUAAUAAAAUAUAUUUAAAUAAUGAUAUAAAACACGAGGAAGACAAUUUAAAGUAUUUGAGUAAAGAGUUGUAUAUAAAAUGUAAUGGAUUGGUUUUAUCAAAAACGGAAAAACAAAAAGAAACAAACUGCUAUUGUAAACAUAGAAUGCUUAUAAUUGGAAGUGGAGCUGAUGAGUUAUAUGGUGGGUAUUAUAGACAAAAUAAUAAAAUCCAAGAAAAUGGGAACUUAAAAAAAAUCAAUUAUAAAUUAAAAGAAAUGAUAAAAGAUAUAAAAAGAUUAUGGAUUAGAAACUUAUAUAGAGACGAUAGAAUAAUUACAUAUGCAAAUAAUUGUGAACAAUAUGUCUUCUAUCCAUAUUUAGAUAUAAAUUUAAUAAAUUUUUUGUUUUCUAUUCCGUUUCAAAUUGUUGAAAAACCGAUAAAUAUUAUAAACUUAUGUGAAAAUAAAAAUAAUAAUUUAAUUUAUUCUCAAAUUAAUGAAAAACUGAUAAAUAAUGAUAAAAAUAAUAUUGAAAUAAAAUUCAAUUACCUAUUAAACAAUUUAGAUGAACAUUAUAAAUUAUAUACAUCUAUAAAUAAUUAUAAAAUUAGUAAAUGGAUUUUAAGAAUGUCGAUAUAUUUUUUAAAAUUUAAAAAUGUUAUGUUUUUUAAAAAAAAAGCUAUUCAAUUUGGAUCAAAAGCAAAACAUAUUUCGAAAUAUAUGGACGAUUUUAUUUUAUCAUAUAUUCAUGAAAAUAAAGAAAUCCAAUAUUAUAAAGAAGAAAAAAAAAAAAAAAAAAAAGGAGAUGAUCAAUAUACAUUAAUUUGUAUUGGAAAUAUGCCAAUACAAAACCAAAGUAAUAAAGAUUAA
Molecule: messenger RNA, 3345 nt
Organism: Plasmodium berghei ANKA
Lineage: Eukaryota; Apicomplexa; Aconoidasida; Haemosporida; Plasmodiidae
Product: conserved Plasmodium protein, unknown function
Exons: 1
Coding region: 1-3345 (1114 amino acids)
Source: RefSeq, a predicted model, not a curated record